This is a messenger RNA of Lasiodiplodia theobromae, 975 nucleotides long. Its product is annotated as Thioesterase family protein. NCBI's taxonomy places the organism in Eukaryota, Fungi, Ascomycota, Dothideomycetes, Botryosphaeriales, Botryosphaeriaceae. The record is from RefSeq and is a predicted model, not a curated record. The transcript has 3 exons. Bases 1 to 975 code for a protein of 324 amino acids.
AUGCCGAUUCGGAAUAAUCUUUCGUCAGCCUCCAGUGCGACUCGCGCACUCCGGUCCGCCCUCCCUCGGACCGCGCUUACUCGGCCCGUCCCAAUACAAAACCUCGCCCGCGCGCCUGUCAAUUACUCGCAGCCGCACAUCCUCCGCACCCUCCAGCACGUUAGGUUGCAGACCACCGUCGCCGAACCAACACCAACACCACAACCAAACGACCAAACCCCACCACCCCCGCGCGCCCCCCGCUCCCGGCCCAUCCGCAUCCUGCGCGCCGUCCUCCUCGCCGCCUUCUCCUUCACCCUAGGCGCCACCAUGUCCGCCGCCCCCGCCCUCAGCGUCGCCGACGACCUGCUCUCGCCGCCCUCGGACGCCGAGACGCUGCAGCUCUGGCAGCCCGCCCCUGGCACGCGCGCCGCCGAGAUCGAAGCCCAGCUGCAGUCGCACCCGGGCGUCGCGGCCCUGCGCGCCGACGAGUCCCUCGUCGAGUCGCGCCCGCACAUGCGCAUCCCGAACGCGCUGAGGCACAACAAUUUGACCGCCGGGACUUUGCUGGGCGACGAGGAGCUGGUCGUGCCGGCGCUGGCGUUCAGCGCGCCCGAUGGCAGUAGGAUGAUCAGCGUGCAUUAUGUGGGGCCGGCGUUGUGUGGGCACCCCGGCGUCGUGCAUGGCGGGUUGCUGGCGACGUUGUUGGAUGAGGGGUUGGCGCGGUGCUGCUUCCCGGCGCUGCCGAAUAAGAUCGGCAUGACGGCCAGCUUGACGAUUAACUACAAGGCGCCGUGCAAGGCGGGCCAGUUCAUCGUGUUGAGGGCGGAGACGACGAAGGUUGAGGGCCGCAAGGCGUGGGUGAAGGGAAGGUUGGAGACGUUGGUGGAUGAGGAGGCGGGCGAGAAGCCGUUGGUGCUGGAUGAGGCGGAGGCGCUGUUUAUUGAGCCGAGGCAGGCGGCGUCCAUGGCCAAGCUCUACAACCCGAACCCUUAG